AUGAGCUCCAGAGUUGAAGGUGAUGAGGCCCUCGGGAUCAUCUCCAGGCUCCGCUUCAACUACGACCUGACGUGCAAAGAGUACAGCAUUCUGACUUCUUUUUUGGGGGGCAGAAGCCUGUGGAAGGCGGCACUCUUUUUCUUUGAGGACAUGAAGGAGAGUCAGGUCUCGCCCGACAGCGUGGCUUACACUGCGGCAAUCAGUGCGUGCAGGAGGGUGAAGCGAUGGCAACAUUCUCUCGUCCUUCUGGAAGACAUGAAGGAGAGCCAGGUUCUUCCGACGCUCCCAAGUUUGAAUGCUGUGAUAUCUGCAUGUGGGCAAUCCGGACAGUGGCAACAUGCACUCAUGACAUUCCAAACGAUGAAAGACUAUGCUGUGAGUCCGGACCAGUGGUCGUUGAACGGUGCUUUGGAGGCAGCUGCCUGUGGUGAGCAGUGGGCUCUCGCGAUACAAUUGCUCGCAGCGCUGCACUCACUUCGACUGGAAGCCCAGGCAGGUGCAGUGGGAGAAAUAUGCAGCAAAGUGUGGUUCUGGGGACUUGUGGCAUCACCAGGAGUCCCGACCAGAAAUGAAUCCCGACUAUACUGCCGGUCCAGACAAUGCUAA
Messenger RNA from Symbiodinium sp. CCMP2592, 606 nucleotides. The record is from the annotation of a GenBank genome assembly. Lineage: Eukaryota; Dinophyceae; Suessiales; Symbiodiniaceae.